Tupaia belangeri chinensis (Chinese tree shrew) is the source of this 643-nucleotide messenger RNA. RefSeq names its product chloride intracellular channel protein 5. Lineage: Eukaryota; Metazoa; Chordata; Mammalia; Scandentia; Tupaiidae. The transcript has 2 exons. The record is from RefSeq and is a predicted model, not a curated record. Bases 89 to 643 code for a protein of 184 amino acids.
UCUGCAAGGCAGUGCAGUAUCCUCCGUCCCUCUACCCAUUUCAUAUCUGCUCAGCUCUGCCGGCGAAAGGAUCCAUCAGUCAAUAAGCAUGAAUGACGAAGACUACAGCAGCAUCUAUGACAUAAUCCAAAAAGAGAGAAUGUAUGAAGUCCCAGAUGAGCCUGACGGAAAUGAAGGUCCCUUUUAUGAUGAAGUCCAUGAAGACCUAGGGCCGGAAAGCAGCUGGUACGCCACUAGGCUGGAAACCGACGAUUAUGAUUCCGUGCCAGUCAGUGUCACCAGGGGUGAAGAAAAUAGGUUGGCCUCUUCCCACCCAGAAGCAGGAGACUACGUGCUGCCUGAUGAGAUGUGUCCUGAGGAUCCUCAACCAGGCGAGCCCAACGAGGACAAAGACAGCUCAGUGGGAGAAGCUUAUUCUCCAACCCAGGACCAGGAGUUCUGCGUGGAGGAGCCCCAGGAGGACGAAAGCAUGACGAAGGAAGACUUGCCUUCUCUUUCGAGCUUCACCAUCCAGCAAAGCGAGUUCUCACCAGUGAUGAAACAGGAAAACAGAUGUUCCAGCUACUUGUUCAUGAGACUAGCCUACAUGAGCAUCAUCUCAUCUCUUAACCUCUUGCUCUUCAAGUCUCCUGUGAUUCCAUGA